Molecule: messenger RNA, 691 nt
Organism: Symbiodinium pilosum
Lineage: Eukaryota; Dinophyceae; Suessiales; Symbiodiniaceae
Source: the annotation of a GenBank genome assembly
AUGCCAGUCGGAGUUCUCGUACGAUGGAACAACGAGAAGGGUUUCGGCUUCAUCCAGCCAGUUCAACCAGCAGCUGACAACGAGGAUGUCUUCUGCCACGUGUCCGACCUCCAAGAGGGUGAGGGCAGUGUAGUAGAGGGCGACACCGUGCUGUACACUGAAAAAUGGGACGACCGCAAGGGCAAAUACCGUGCCUCUGAAGUGGAGCUCAGUGCCCCGGGCGAACUCUCGGAGAUCAGUGCCGCCUCGAAGAGGAGAAGAGCUGCAGGAGGCGGGCGCGACAGAAGCAGGGAGAGAAGCCGUGAUCGUAGCCGUUCCCGAGGCCGAACUGGAGGCGACAGAGGGCCAAAGCCAAAGCCGAAGAGCAACGAGCCUGGCAAGGAAGUUGGCACAAUGGUCCGCUGGCACAGCGACAAGGGGUUCGGCUUCAUUAAGCCGGAUGACGGCGGAGAGGACUUGUUUGCCCACGUCUCCGCCUUGGCAGACGGAGACGGAAGCAUCCAAGAAGGAGACAAAGUCACGUAUGAUAAGGAAUACAACGAAAGGAAAGGAAAAGAUCAAGCCACCAACGUGAGGGCCGGCGCAGGCAGUGGGGGUGGUGGUGGUGACCGCGACAAGGAUCGCGAUCGCGAUCGUGAUCGACGAGACCGCGAUCGUCGGCGCAGAAGUGAAAGCCGCAGCCGUAGAGACC